AAGGAGAUGCCGGCUCGUCACUACUACCAGGCCCUCAAUGAAGCUCUACCUUGGCCAGCUGGUUAUUCCCUUUGGGAAAUAUGCUGGCCAAAGCUUCAUGUGGCUGGUAGCGAAUGAUGUGGGCUACUUAAAAUAUCUGCUUGACCGCCAUAUUGCGGAGAGCUAGGACCCGGGCAGGACAGGAGGAACCAGGGAGAAAGACUGGGUGAAGGACUGUCUCCUCCGUUAUGUGGAGUUUUUCCCCUCAGUCUCCUGCCACCUGGAGAAAAAUGUGGACAGGGCCAUUUAUGGACAGGGUCGCUUUAAGUCCUUCACCUUUCAGGAGAUGUGGCAGUGGUACAGCCUGCACAAGUGCCUAAAGUUUAACAAGCGCUUCUCUCCCGCCCACCUGCUUGACUCCAGGAAGAACCGGCUGAUGUACUGCAUCGUUAAACAGCUCUGGCUUCACCCGGACUGCAGGAAAAAGGCUCGCGGCUCCCCUCUCAAGCACCAGAUCACCACACUCUACCAGCGGGUGCAACAGAGAGUGACCGUGGAUGACGCUGAACUCAGCAAACUAGGGAUUCCCAUCCUGAAAAUGAACAACAAAUCUGUUGCUGAGUUCAUAAGGAGACAAGAAGCCUUCUCAGCCACAAACGUGACGGAUCGAGGUUUGUCUAUCCUCCAGCGUCCGCAGAGCAUCACCAGCACCAGCCUACCUCCCGCUGCAGAGCUCCCGGAUGAGAGGCCGCACACCAGCCGACCUCAAGUGCAGUAUGAGGUCACUCCAUCUCUGGCUGGCACGCGGAAACGCAAAGUGCCGCAUGACAACCUAACGUCUGCACCCCAACCUCAGCAAUCAAUAGCGGCAGCGGCAGCGACGGUCACCACGGCAGCAGGACUCCAGCCCCAGCCCCAGCCCUUGUUCGUGUUCCUGCCACUCCGUAGACCAGCUCUUCCCCCCCAGCUGCUGCCGCCGCCUGUUUUCCUGCCGCCUCCCGCACUGCCACAAGCCAGAUCUACUCUGUACAAGAGGAAAAAAACAGAGCUGGGCGCUACACGGCCCCAGAGCACAGUACAAAAGCACACAUGCACACUUUGUGGCCAGUCCACUCAAGGACACAUAAAAUACAGGAAAAAAACAUACUGUCAGCAAUCCAAAUUAUCCACAUCCAAAGGCCUCACUGGAAAGACUUUUGUAAAUAUCACAGACUUCCAUAUGGCAGUGGACGAGCUUCUGGCCUCUCAGUCCCAGGCCCCUUAGAGCAGCUCUCGAAUGC
This is a messenger RNA of Pleuronectes platessa (European plaice), 1259 nucleotides long. RefSeq lists its product as uncharacterized. NCBI's taxonomy places the organism in Eukaryota, Metazoa, Chordata, Actinopteri, Pleuronectiformes, Pleuronectidae. The record is from RefSeq and is a predicted model, not a curated record. The transcript is spliced from 2 exons. Bases 326 to 1243 code for a protein of 305 amino acids.